This is a messenger RNA of Gastrolobium bilobum, 1567 nucleotides long. RefSeq lists its product as uncharacterized. Bases 79 to 1518 code for a protein of 479 amino acids. NCBI's taxonomy places the organism in Eukaryota, Viridiplantae, Streptophyta, Magnoliopsida, Fabales, Fabaceae. The record is from RefSeq and is a predicted model, not a curated record. The transcript is spliced from 5 exons.
CAGAGAACCUGAACUCCAACGUUGACCGUGUCUUCUUCUUCCUUUUCUUCUUGUUGCUGUUCCAGUGACUACUCAAAAAUGGCUUCAGGUAUUUUUCAGGUUGGAGGUUCUCAUUCCCCGUCGUUGCAACCGCAUUCAUCUUCCCGCCAAAAGCUUCUGCCUCUCUCUCCGACGCUGAAAUUGAAAACCCGACCCUUUCUGUUUCAUUUAUCUAACCGAUCUUCUUCUUCUUGUUCGUUGGUUGCAUCGGCAAUCUUACCUAAGUUGAACUUGAAUGUCCCUCUCAUUUCUCCUCACGACACAUGGGGCAACUGGACCGCUCUCUUCGCCGCCGCGGCUUUUGGAAUCUGGUCAGAAAGAACCAAGAUUGGAAGCACGCUGAGUGGUUCUCUUGUGAGCAUUUUGGUGGGACUUGCAGCAAGUAAUUUGGGGAUUCUUUCCGUUGAAGCUGGCGCCUACGAUGUUGUUAUGCGCUUUCUGCUCCCUCUCGCUGUUCCCUUGCUCCUCUUCAGGGCUGACUUGCGCCGCGUCAUCAAAUCCACUGGCACACUUCUCUUGGCUUUCUUGUUGGGUUCAUUUGCAACUACAGUUGGAACAGUAGUAGCUUAUCUACUUGUUCCAAUGCGAUCACUUGGUCAGGAUAGUUGGAAGAUUGCAGCUGCUCUCAUGGGAAGACAUAUUGGUGGAUGUAACUCUCUUUUUACUUCUUACGGCUCAUUAUUAAUAUUGCUGGAAAUAUUUGUAUCUUCAAGUCAGACACGGUUUCACUCUGAUAAUUUCCCCCCUUAUUAUGCAGCUGUUAACUACGUUGCCAUAUCUGAUGCCCUCGGUGUUUCCUCGUCAACUUUAACUGCCGGCUUAGCUGCGGAUAAUGUUAUUUGUGUAGUGUAUUUUUCAACAUUGUUUGCUUUGGGGUCUACAAUGCCUCCAGAGGCCUCAACAUCAGUAAACGAUGAUGGAAUGACUACCAUGUCUGAGUCUGGUAACAAACUUCCAGUGCUACCAAUGGCUACUUCUCUCGCUGUGGCCUUUGCCAUCUGCAAGGUUGCCACCUUUCUUACAGGGUAUUUUGGAAUCCAAGGGGGCACUCUGCCUAUCGUAACAGCAAUUGCCGUGAUUCUGGCAACUGUAUUUCCCAAACCAUUUGCUGCUCUUGCACCCUCUGGUGGGGCUAUGGCUCUGAUUCUCAUGAAGGUAUUCUUUGCGGUGAUAGGUGCAAGUGGGAGCAUAUGGAGUGUCAUCAACACAGCACCUAGUAUUUUUCUAUUUGCUUUUGUUCAGAUAGCAGUCCAUCUUGCUAUAAUCCUUGGACUGGGAAGACUUUUUCGCUUUGACUUGAAGCUGUUGCUUAUUGCAUCAAAUGCUAAUGUUGGAGGCCCAACAACGGCAUGUGGAAUGGCAACUGCAAAAGGAUGGAGCUCUCUAAUUGUGCCUGGCAUUCUUGCUGGUAUAUUUGGAAUUUCUAUGGCCACUUUUCUCGGCAUUGGAUUUGGUCUGACAGUCUUAAAACACAUGUAAAAUUCCCAAGUUCUUUAUAUGCAAACAUUCCAUGUAAUCGAAGAUCUUC